Molecule: messenger RNA, 1209 nt
Organism: Aspergillus luchuensis
Lineage: Eukaryota; Fungi; Ascomycota; Eurotiomycetes; Eurotiales; Aspergillaceae
Product: fungal specific transcription factor domain-containing protein
Exons: 2
Coding region: 1-1209 (402 amino acids)
Biological process (GO): positive regulation of transcription by RNA polymerase II
Cellular component (GO): nucleus
Molecular function (GO): transcription cis-regulatory region binding; DNA-binding transcription factor activity
Source: RefSeq, a predicted model, not a curated record
AUGAUCCUCGGACCCAUUCAGUCUCCAGAUGGCGCAUUCAAUCCCCAUCUCCACAAUGACGACGAUCGUAGUCUAUUCAAUCACUAUGUACAUAUCGUGUCACGAGCACUAUCACGUUCCACAACUACUGACUCCACGACCAACCCAUUUCUAGCAACUCUGCUACCCAUGGCCGCCGCAUCGGAGACGCUAACUAGCAUCAUACUGGGCCUUAGCGGCUGCCACUGGCGGCGCAUCUAUCCCCAAAUUUGGGACCGUGCCCUAGCGCGUCAAGGAAAAGCCUUAGCACAAGUGAGCAACUUACUCCGUCGACCGAACCAAAACAGCCAAUCAUUCCUCGAGGCCUGCGCCACCAUUCUCCUGCUCUGCCUCACAGAGCUAUUCGAAGGCACCUCUCGCGUCUGGAAAUGGCAUCUCAAAGCGGCAGGGAACCUUCUUAGCACUGCAGCAGCUGCCACCGAUCUGCACCGCCUGUCAUCAACCCCAGAAGGAAGCUUCUGUCUCCAACUCUUCCACUAUCUCGACGCCAUGUCCACCAUAUCCCGCUGCAAACCGCCAUUAUUACGCGCAGGCGAGCGACUCACUGAUCUCACCUCAUCAACAUCCUCGUCUUCCCUCCCAGUACCCCUCGGAGAUAACUCCAUCUCCGGAAUCCCCCCACCCCUACUAGAAUACCUCGGCCGGGUCAACCUCCUCGCCGCCCACCGCAGCCGACGCGUCGACGACCUCUCCGAGAUCGGAUUCCGUACAGCCGCUGCGCACGUACGCGCACAGCUUGAUACCUGGCGAGUGGAUUACGAUGCGGCCAGCACUGCUCUGGUAAACAGCGACGCGAACAGAGCAACAACAGCCUUCGAAUGGGCGAUCCGAUUACGACUACAUCAAAUUGUGGACGGAUAUGAUCCACGCCAUGCAGACGUGGAGAAUGCUCUCUCACACAUUUUGACAGCCGUGCUGGCGAUUCCUUAUGGUAGUCCCGUGGAAGGUAGUCUGCUGUUUCCAUUGGUGAUUGCUGGCGCUAGUUGUAGGGAUAGUAUGGAGAGAAGAAUGGUUGUUAAGGAGCGGUUGAUGGUGAUGGAAAAUACGUUGGGGUUUGGACAUAUUUCGCAUGCGAGACGGUUGCUGGAGACGGUGUGGGCUGAUGAAGGCGGGGAUGGGAAUUGGGCGAGGAUAAGGUAUAGUUCGUUUCCUGGGGUGGUGUUUGUCUAG